AAACUAUUCGCCAAGAGGUCCCAACCCAAGACUAAGAAACAAUAAAACAAGUUUUCAUUUUACUCGUUUCCCAGGAGCAAGCUAAGAUAUUUUUGACGAAUAGAAAAAAAAUUCACAGUUUGACGAGUUCAAAGGCAUUUUUUCUACACCUCAUCAAAUCAACAACAAAUAUUGGUGAGUAAACCGAAAUACCUGUUUUGUGUAUAAAUAUGAGAAGAGUGAGUAUAAAGAGCAUUACGCUGUAGAAAGAAAGUAGUAUGUAUAGUUGUGAGUAAAUUAACGACCUCGUCAAUCUGAUAUGUGAUGUGGAUGAGCAGUGGUAUUUACAGCGAGUGCUCGAUGCUCCGCAGGCUCGUGUGCACAACUGUUCCUCGUCUUCCAAUAAUCUCACCAAAACCAAAACCUUACAUUCUCAACUCCCUCACCCAAAAACCCCUUUCCAACGCCAUCAAAUCCUUCUCUUCUUCCAAAAUGGGGGACGCUCGCAGACCCUUAUCCGUUCCCAUCCCCACCUUGGAAAAAGCCGAACGCGCCGAUCUCCUCCGCGCUCUAGAAGCUUCCCUAGGCUCCCCCUUCAGCUCCGACCCUCUCUCUCCCAACCCCAACCCUCUCAUCAUCGUCAUCAGCGGCCCCAGCGGCGUCGGCAAAGACACCCUUAUCGCGCGCCUCCGCGAGGCCCGCCGCGGCCUCCACUUUGUCGUCACCGCCACAUCGCGCCCUCGCCGCCCCACCGAAGUCCACGGCAAGGACUACCUCUUCGUCUCGAAGGAGGAGUUUCUCGGGAUGGUGGAGCGGGAGGAGCUGCUCGAGUAUGCCCUCGUCUACGGGGACUACAAGGGCGUCCCCAAGCAGCAGAUUCGAGAAUGCCUUGCCAAGGGCUGCGACGUCGUUCUUAGGGUCGAUAUUCAGGGCGCCGCCACGCUGAGGAAGGCGCUCGGGAAGUCGGCGGUGUUUGUGUUCGUGGCGGCGGAGAGCGAGAUGGCCCUGGUGGAGAGACUGGUGGACCGGAAGACGGAGACGGCGGAGUCGCUGCUGGUGAGGAUCGGCACCGCGAGAGAGGAGAUGAAGCAUUUGAAGAAUUUUGAUUAUGUUGUGGUGAAUGCGAAGGGGAAGCUGGAGAAUGCAGUGAAGUUGAUGGAGUCUAUUAUUGAUGCCGAGAAAGCUAGGGUUUCGCAACGGACUCCUCUCAUAUAACGGACACUCACAUGAAUUUAUGACGGAUGAUAACGUGGGAAUGAUAGCAAAAUUUUAAUUUUUGAGCUCCAUUUAUUGCCAGUGACGAGCUUGGUGUUUCUUUCCUACAACUGGUGUGAUAAAGAGAAGUGGAUAAUGCUGGUGUGAUUCUUUCAAUACUGCCAUAGAUGAAGUACAAAUGGUUAGUAGAACUUUUAAUUGCAAUGCCUAAUAUCAUUUAUUUAUUUUAUUUUAUUCAGUGACAUAGCUAUGUAGGAAGCAAGUUGAAUGUAGUGAAUGAAACAGUGAAUUGCACUUACACUGAUACCCUUGACACAACAUGUAAACCUUCUUAUGAAGAAGUGAUUCAAAAAGCUUAUCACA
This is a messenger RNA of Vigna umbellata (rice bean), 1557 nucleotides long. Its product is annotated as P-loop containing nucleoside triphosphate hydrolases superfamily protein. Gene Ontology annotation, biological process: purine nucleotide metabolic process. The record is from RefSeq and is a predicted model, not a curated record. Gene Ontology annotation, molecular function: GMP kinase activity. Gene Ontology annotation, cellular component: cytosol. NCBI's taxonomy places the organism in Eukaryota, Viridiplantae, Streptophyta, Magnoliopsida, Fabales, Fabaceae.